Molecule: messenger RNA, 1207 nt
Organism: Macrobrachium nipponense
Lineage: Eukaryota; Metazoa; Arthropoda; Malacostraca; Decapoda; Palaemonidae
Product: serine/arginine-rich splicing factor 7-like
Exons: 5
Coding region: 169-858 (229 amino acids)
Molecular function (GO): RNA binding; zinc ion binding
Source: RefSeq, a predicted model, not a curated record
AGCAGUUAGACGGAAGAAGAAGAGUAGCUGGGAGGGUGACUUGGGGGAGCAGCGGGGCGAAGAAGAAUUUCGAGUUUAUCGUACGUAGCUUCGACAUAGUGAGCUCCAGACUAACACGUAGUAGACUUCCUCCGAGAACGAGCUCCUUUACGGAGUGUAUUUGUAAACAUGCCUUCAGCAUUAGACUGCAAAGUCUAUGUUGGAGACUUGGGUUCUGGUGCUUCCAAGCAAGAGUUGGAGGAAGCUUUUUCAAAGUAUGGUCCCCUGAGAAAUGUGUGGGUGGCCAGAAACCCACCUGGCUUUGCCUUUGUGGAAUUUGAAGAUGUAAGAGAUGCUGAAGAUGCAGUCAGGGGACUUGAUGGAAGAACAAUAUGUGGUCGCCGGGUGCGUGUAGAACUAUCCACAGGGAAAAGCAGAGGCCGUUUCAGGGGCCCACCACCUCGCAGAGGCCGCCCUUUUCAUCCAGAGGACCGAUGCUAUGAGUGUGGCGAACGGGGACACUACGCCAGGGAUUGCUAUAGGUACAGCCGACGUUACUCCAGGUACUCGAGGUCCCGAAGUAGAAGUCGCUCUCCCAGACGGAAGAGGUCUUACACACGCUCUAGAUCUCGCUCUCGUGACAGGUCCAGGAGUAGGACUAGGGAUCAUUCAAGGUCGAGAGAAAGGAGUCGCUCUAGAGACAGGUCUAGAUCACGCUCACGCUCAAGAGAUCGCAGCCGUUCUAGAGGAGGUUCUAGAUCCAGGUCUCAGACAAGAGAAAGGGAACGUUCUCGAUCACAUGAUGAGAAAGGAGACCGUAGCAGAUCCCGAUCGCCAGGACAAAACGGUAGUCCAAGAGAAGAGAUGAAUGAUGACUGAUGUGUAACUUGCAUUCUGUCAAGCAGCAAUCCUCUUUUGUACCUUGCACAUCUUGAUUAAUUGAUAAGUUUCAAUUUUGUUUUUGUUAGAGGUUGAAAUUGUGUAGAAACUAUCCCUCAGUACUCGAGUAAACUACUACUAGUGGAACUGCCUUAUAACAAAGGACAGAAAUUACAGUGUUGAAUUUUAUUGAUGGUUUUAAUAUGACUGCUACUUCAGUCAUUUGGGUUUGAAUGUCUGAAGUAUCAAUAUAAAGGAUUCAUUGGUCUCCUCUUUGGUAUUUGUUGUAUUGGUCACAUUCCAGCCUUUUUGAAUAUCAGUGUAUUGAUUAAAUAAAAAUCAGAAGUUC